Messenger RNA from Syngnathus acus (greater pipefish), 971 nucleotides. RefSeq lists its product as uncharacterized. The coding region runs from base 86 to 835 and encodes 249 amino acids. The transcript has 6 exons. The record is from RefSeq and is a predicted model, not a curated record. Lineage: Eukaryota; Metazoa; Chordata; Actinopteri; Syngnathiformes; Syngnathidae.
CGGAGCAGAACGAUGCGCUCCCUCGUCAGUGUCUUUUGUAUACUAUCACGUAUAGUCUUUUACUUCCACUUUGGGACUCGGAGCGAUGCAGUUUGGUGACAUUCUCCUGUUUGGGAUCCUGACCCGUCUAUCAUUGGCUCUGCCAGGUCCAGUGGACACUGCGGUAGUUCAGCUGCAGCAGUGGAUGGCGACGGGGGCACGGCCCGUCUCACAGCGGGUCCUCCUCAACGGGAUCCCCUAUACUGGCGCCACUCGUCAAGUUGACGGCAUCAUUCAAAGGAUGUUGACGGAUUCGAACCCUUUGAGGCUCCUCGCCAACCAGAUUGCGUUAUCGAGUGAGACAUCAAAUGAAUCGAAUUCCUAUGGCUUCUUUGGAAACCACACGGUCCUCCGUUCCCGCGACUGCAUUCUGGAGGGCUUGGAACUGUACUGGGCCGACAGGGUUUUCUACGACGGGUUACCCUACCUGUCCCGGGACCGCGGCGGGGCGUGGAUAGCUCACACGCCGCAAGCGACGGCCCUCAAAGCGUCAUGGGUACAGGCUUUGGGGGGCCCUGGGAGGGAGGGGAUCUCCCUUCGGGACCAAUGUGUCAACCUAGUGCAAAAGCUGGACCUUUCUGGGGAACACUCAGUUCCAGGGAUUCUGAUGCCUCAUUUUCUUAUUCCAACCUUGAGUGUACUGGCUUUUAUUGGGCUCAUUGCUCUCAGUCUUUUAAUCUCCAAACAACAAGAGCGGCAGUACCCCGGAGGUGUUGUUGGUUCAAUUGUACACUACCCCAAGGACAUGGCAGAUUUCCAUGCAGGAAAAACGGGCACCGCUUAUCAAACCUUAUGAUUCAAAGAUAAAACUAGGAAAGUACGUAGUGUACUGUGAAACAACCCAAUGGCUUUACUUGGAUGACAUUUGAAUGAGCCAGCAGGUGUCGCCGGGUUUUUCCACUCUGUGAUGAUGAGAAAGCAGCCACGCCAGC